AUGGCCGCCGCCGCCGUCGCCCAGCCCGUCGCCGCCGACCGCGCCAGCCCCGCCGCCGCCCCCGCCUCGCCGACCGCUGCCCCCGCCGCCGGCGUCAACAAGCGCUACCGCCCCGCGCCCGCGAAGACGUUCCAGUGCCGCGGCUACGGCGACUGCAGGAUGGUGUUCAGCAGGAGCGAGCACCUCGCCAGGCACAUCAGAAAGCACACCGGCGAGCGGCCCUUCACGUGCCAUUGCGGCAAGCAGUUCUCGCGCCUCGACAACCUCCGCCAGCACGCCCAGACCGUCCACGCCGACAAGCAGGACCAGAACGAGCGCAUGAUGCACGACCUCACCUCCCUCCACGCCAGCAUGACCGCCGCCACCAAGGGCGGGGCCCGCAAGCGCAACCAUGCCACGUCCGCCGCUGCCUCCGCCGCCGCCGCCGCCUCGAGCACCGUCCCCACCAUGGACAUCAAGCGCGAGGACGGCAUCCACGUCCUCCCGGCCUUUCACCAGCGUCCGGGCACCAGCACGGGCUACGAGGGCGCCGGCGCGCUCUACUCCGCCGCGGGCACCCCCUGGCACGUCCAGACGUCCGACGUCGACCGGCCCAGCAUGCGCCAGACGACCAGCCAUUCCUUUCGUGACCCCGGCCAGUCCUUUCGUAACCCUGCAGCCAUGCCUGCCGCUUCGUCAAACCCAUCUGCCCACCCCGCGCACCCGGGCCAGUCCUUUCUCGUCCCCUCCGCCGCCGCCUUCAACUUCGGUGUCUCCGAGUUCGUCAGCGGGUCUCCCGCAGGACAUGGUGGUCCGCCACGCGCCCCGCACGACGCCGCCCCAGCAUCAGCAGCCACAGUCCUCCCACCCCUCGCAGCCGUCGUCUCCGCCGCCCUCCCUUCCUCCAUCGCUCUCCCGCCCCCACCAACACCCACAGGCGCAGGUUAUCUCCCAGGGCCAGUCUCCGGGAGCACAGGGCCACUCACCGAGUCACAUGUACUUCCCUUACCCACACCCAGCGUCGGGCUUGGGCGACGGCCCAGCACCGCAGCUCGCCCAGGGACCGCUCCCGCCGCAUACUACUACUCCGCAUCCAAUGCUUACGGUGUCCCCGGAGCUGAACGGAUGGGCGCUCGCGCAGAGCUUCCACCAGCCGUCGGCCUACCCAGCCUCUCUGCAGUUGGACGUCAUGGGGGCGUCCAGAGCCUACGAGCUCGCGAUGGAUAUGGCUGGGAUGGACGAGACGAUGGCUACUACGAACGCGAGCCGACGUCUCCCGUCGGAGGGUACAGCGACUCUCCGUUUUCAUUCCACGCUCCAGCCACAGCGCCACUCACCCCAGACUAUGCAGCAGCACUACCAUCCGCACCGUACAGCAAUCCUCGGAAACGACCUUUCUCGGGAUCCGACGACGAUGAUGCUCCACCAGGCUCACGCAGCCGGGGAGGACCAGCAGAUGCUUUUUACGCAGGUGUCGAACACGAGUACGGCAGCGAGUCUCGCCCCCAGUCUCGGCGGCUCUCCGUCAUGGAGCUCUGCAAUGAGCCAGAUGGGGAUGCCGGUGGACCAGCAUCAGCUCGACCAAUUCUACCGCUAUCAGCAGCAUCAGGCCCGGGCUCAGCAGCAGCACGCGAACGUACCUCGCCAUCAGCCUUCUCGCGGCCCACCACCUCCGGACUCGUCACGAGUGCAUCACAACUCGCACUUGUCGACCGCGAUGUCACACCAGAGUCAGCAGCAGGCUCAGAAUUUGGCGGCGGGUAUGAAUACGGGACCGAGACUCUCCGCGGCGCAGGCGCAGCGGUAUUCGCUCGAGCUCCGCCGGCAGCAGGAGGAGCAGCUCCGGAAGCAGCAGGAGCAUUUGCGCUGGCAGCAGCACGAGGCGGCCCAGGAGCGCGAGCGCGAGAGGGAGGAGGUCCUCGCGAAUCGGCGCUUUUCGGAGGAGGAGGAGGAGUAUAUGCAGCGGAUCGCGCAAACGUAUGGCACCAACGUGAGUCCGCACCCGCUGGACACGCACCAGGUGCAGCUGGGUCAGGAUGGUCAUCCGUACUACACGCAGGGCUACCCGGUAAUGGACCAGGCUCACCUGUCGCUGGCGGAUGGGGACGCGGAGGAGUACCAGCAUCACCAGCAGAUGUUGGACGGGGCCUAUCACCUGGUGGACGGGCCGGAUCAACUGGAUCUGUCGCUGGAAGUCCACGGAGCUUCGGGAGCGGCGGGGGCGACGGGGCAGAGUCCCGAGGGAAUGAUCAAGUACGAAUCCCCGCUACCGUUGGAAUGAGGGCGUAGACGUCGCACGCGGGUAGCGCGAGAGGCCAGACGGCGCGCGACGUCUCGUGCGCCAACAACCAUGGCCUGUCCGUCGCUCGCGAGGAGAGCGGCCGUGUCUCGGCUAUAGUAAGGGCAACGGUUAAUCGUGCGUCUGCAAUUUCCCCGUUAUCUGGUUUCUUUUCAUGCUACCGCUUCCUGCUCUUGUUCUUCUGAUUCUUGGCAGCCUACGCCGAUGUUACCCAAUGUCCACGAACUGCAGGUGUUUAUAUCACAGUCUUCUAAUCAUCGUCGUCGGGCG
Rhodofomes roseus is the source of this 2548-nucleotide messenger RNA. RefSeq lists its product as uncharacterized. The coding region runs from base 1 to 2268 and encodes 755 amino acids. The transcript is spliced from 3 exons. The record is from RefSeq and is a predicted model, not a curated record. NCBI's taxonomy places the organism in Eukaryota, Fungi, Basidiomycota, Agaricomycetes, Polyporales, Fomitopsidaceae. Gene Ontology annotation, molecular function: DNA-binding transcription factor activity, RNA polymerase II-specific; RNA polymerase II cis-regulatory region sequence-specific DNA binding. Gene Ontology annotation, biological process: regulation of transcription by RNA polymerase II.